UAUCGAGAGCGACAGCGACAGGAAAAGGAGAGUCUCAAGCAGCAGGUCGGAAAACUCACUGUGCAGUCAAAAGGCCUACAGAAGGCGAAGGAGCGCAACAAGUCGACGCUAUCAGCGUCCUGGGAAUCGAUGACGAAGCGACAAUUGCAAGCUCGACUGAGCGCCGAGGCGGAGCAGCGCCGAUUUUUCACGGCGAUUGAUUCUCAAGCUGCGUUGAUCCACGAACUCCGCGACUUCAUGCACGAACUUACAUCUAAGGAAAGCAAAAACUUGCUGGACGGUGACACGCGCCAUAGACACAAGAGAGUACGCAUCGAACCGUCCGAUGCGGCCUUCUACGAGGCUUACGUGCAAGAACUCGACGCGAUGUACGCCAAAACCGAUGCAGUGUUGAGCUCGUGCGCAUUGGACACGACGACUGCGGGCUGGGAUGACCCGAAACAGCAGUGGAGAGAGGAAGGCAAGGGAGGCUUCUACAUGUUUGUCGACAAGCAGAUCGUGCCUUUCGGCUUCAAGGAGACCAGCGAUACGCUUUGGGAGGUAGGACGUCUGCUACAUCGCCAAGAAGACCGACAGGUUUACCACGGUAUUCCCAACACCGUGGCGUUCAAAUUCCGCAACACCGCUCAGUUGAACUCUAGUCGGGUCGUGUCGGUACUGCAACAUGUUGUGAGCCGGCGGUACGAUGAUGACGGCAAGAUGGUGAUCGUGUGGCGCUCGUUCACUGAGGGGGAAGGAUUAUUCACUGGCAUGCACGCUGAUGAGACUGGGUGGUGCGUGACGACCCCUUUAUUGAGCUCUCCACUGCCAGGAACGCUGCUUAGGGUGGUCAUGCGUCACGUGCCGAUGCACUUCGAUUCGGCUUCGACGCAGGGAGACUCGUCGAAGCAGUUUACGGCUCUCAUGUUGGAGACUGGGACCGAGGAUGCCGUCCAGGUCACCAACGCGCUCGAGAAGCUUCUUCUU
This is a messenger RNA of Phytophthora sojae, 966 nucleotides long. RefSeq lists its product as hypothetical. The record is from RefSeq and is a predicted model, not a curated record. The transcript has a single exon. NCBI's taxonomy places the organism in Eukaryota, Oomycota, Peronosporomycetes, Peronosporales, Peronosporaceae. The annotation marks the transcript as partial.